AUGAUACAAAAGACAAGAAAGACCACUCCAAUGAGGUCAGUAUCAGGUGGUUCCUCGGGUAUUCCUCCUCCAUCCCCAUCUCUAAGAACAGUCUCUUCAUUUUCCAAUAUACGAAGGUCCUCACACAUGCGAAGCACCUCAGGGUCAUCUGAUGUGAGUAGUAGUAGUCCUCCACCAUCUCUUCCUUCCACAGGGUCUUCAUUAUCUUCCUCUAUAAAGACUUCCUACAUUCAACGCAAUGAUAGUGUAAGAAAAAUUAGUAAUAAUGAAUCUUAUUCUGGGACAAUAACAGUGACAGUAAGAGUUAAACCUGUUCCUCAUCAGAACAAGGAAGUUUGGGAAUACUCUAAUUUUAAGAUAAGAAACGUAGAGACAAUAAAUACUAAUAACGAUGAAUACAAAUUCGAUCAUGUCUUUAGCCCUCAUGUUGAUAAUUUCGAAAUUUAUAAAACCACGGCUAUCCCAUUGAUUGAUAAAUUGUUUACUGGGUUCAAUGCAACUUUGUUUUGUUACGGUAUGACCGGAUCAGGGAAGACUUAUACUAUGAUGGGGGAUAAUGAGAAUCCCGACGGUAUUGUCCCAUUGUCUGUGUCUCUACUGUUUAAUCAGGUUUUGAAUUCCAGAAAUGAUAAGAAAUAUGACGUUAUACUGUCGUAUCUCGAGAUUUACAACGAAAAGAUAUAUGACCUGCUAGAUGACGACCGUACAAAUCAUUUACUCACACCAUCCAGAUUCACUUCUACCCCAAGCAGAUUGAAUAGCAGUGAAUUGAGAAUAAGAGACGACCUGGAGUAUGGCGUGAAAAUAACUGGGUUAAAUGAGGAAAGAUGUGAUACAAGUCAAGAAUUAAUGAAAUGGAUCAAAUAUGGUGAUUCGAAUCGUAAAACAAGUGAAACUGAAUAUAAUCUAAGAAGUUCCAGAUCUCACGCUGUUAUCUUAGUCAGAUUAGUCACUCAUAAUGUUAUCGAUGGCUCGAAGACGUCAAGUACUUUAACACUGUGUGAUUUGGCUGGUUCAGAGAGGGCUGCAGGUCAGCAAGAAAGAAGGAAAGAAGGUGCAUUUAUUAAUAAAUCAUUAUUGGCAUUGGGUACUGUAAUUUCCAAACUGAGUGCAGAAUCCUUAUCAAAUUCAAAACAUGUCUCCAAUCCCAUGGGUCCUCCAGCAUCUCCUAGUCUCAAUAGUAACGGUAACAACCACAUACCUUACCGAGAUUCUAAAUUGACGAGACUAUUACAACCUGCGUUAAGUGGAAAUAGUGCAGUGACUACAAUUUGUACAAUUGAUCCAAGAAUGGAAACCUAUGCAGAGACUAUCAAUACGUUAAGGUUUGCAUCGAGAGCCAAAAACGUCUCGCUACGAUUCAAUAUAAAGAAGAAUUUAUCUACUAUUUCCAAGAGUGAAGUUGAGAAGGAUAAAAUAAUAAAAGAACUAACAUUCAGGUUAGAAAAACAGAAAGAAACAAUUAAUGAUAUGAAAUUGAAAAGCAGCCAUGAUACUAGUAAUAAAUUCUCACUUGAUAACCCAAAUAUAUCCCUAUUGCAAACAGAAAAUAGUAUACUGAAAAAAAAAUUGGAAAAUUACGAAAACAUAAUGAAUAAAGAUAUGAUUGAAUUACAAGAUUCACAAAUGAGUGAAAUCAUUGAUAUGUUACCGAUCGAAAUAGGUGCGUUGUUAGAAAAUAAAUUUCAAGGAAUGGAAUCUCAAAUAAGACAGUUUCAAAAAUAUACCAAUGAAUUAGAAAAUAAAAUAUUGAAUUUAAAAAAGCAAAAUAGAUCAUUACUCAAUAAUAGUACUUAUAGUCUCGACAAAGAUGACGAAAUUUUGGAAUUACAGAAAAUGCUGGAGAGAAAGGAUAAAAUAAUUGAAGCCUUUCAGAGUGUCAGUAAAUUAAGAGAUAGGGCAUUGAAGCCAAUUAGCCAGAGUAAUAUAGCAUCAUUACCACAACCCCCACCAAUAUCCAAAUCAACAUUCCUGUAA
Molecule: messenger RNA, 1977 nt
Organism: Kazachstania africana CBS 2517
Lineage: Eukaryota; Fungi; Ascomycota; Saccharomycetes; Saccharomycetales; Saccharomycetaceae
Gene: KIP2
Product: Kip2p
Exons: 1
Coding region: 1-1977 (658 amino acids)
Biological process (GO): microtubule-based movement
Molecular function (GO): ATP binding; microtubule motor activity; microtubule binding
Source: RefSeq, a predicted model, not a curated record